Lolium rigidum is the source of this 517-nucleotide messenger RNA. Its product is annotated as 60S ribosomal protein L36-3-like. Bases 6 to 338 code for a protein of 110 amino acids. The transcript has 3 exons. Gene Ontology annotation, biological process: cytoplasmic translation. Gene Ontology annotation, molecular function: structural constituent of ribosome. The record is from RefSeq and is a predicted model, not a curated record. NCBI's taxonomy places the organism in Eukaryota, Viridiplantae, Streptophyta, Magnoliopsida, Poales, Poaceae. Gene Ontology annotation, cellular component: ribosome; cytosolic large ribosomal subunit.
CCGUCAUGGCGCCUACGCCGCCGAAGUCAGGGCUGUUCGUCGGGAUCAACAAGGGGCACGUCGUCACCAAGCGCGAGCUGCCGCCGCGCCCUUCUGACCGCAAAGGGAAAAUUACCAAGAGGGUCCAUUUUGUUCGGAACUUGAUCAGGGAAGUUGCUGGAUUCGCGCCAUACGAGAGGCGUAUCACUGAGCUUCUGAAGGUUGGAAAGGAUAAGCGUGCACUCAAGGUAGCCAAAAGAAAGCUAGGGACACAUAAGAGAGCCAAGAAGAAGCGUGAGGAAAUGUCCAGUGUUCUUAGGAAGAUGAGGUCUGCUGGGACUGCCGAAAAGAAGAAGUGAAGCGGCCGACCUGCUUAGAUGUUGAGGUUGUUGAUAAUUAGAUUGUUAUUGAACCACAGUAGGCAUCCGUCUCAGAGGACAUGUUUACAGUGGUGUAAGCAGUGUUUCCCUCUCGUCAUGGUUUAUGUACUCCCUGAAUUCAAUCAUAAAAGCCGCACAUGCUUGCAAGGUUUUUUUUU